Cylicostephanus goldi is the source of this 417-nucleotide messenger RNA. The record is from the annotation of a GenBank genome assembly. NCBI's taxonomy places the organism in Eukaryota, Metazoa, Nematoda, Chromadorea, Rhabditida, Strongylidae.
AUGAGCGUGGGGGAGUAUCUAGCGCUAGGUAUGGAUGAGAAAGGAAAAGCAGAAACUGCAUCAUGCGGUACUGAUAGUCCUGACACGGCAGGCGAUGCACCGCCAGCGCUAGAUAGGGGAGAUUCUGUAGACGAUCCGUCGCCUCCACCAGUCUCGGAUGCUGCCAAAUCCUUGGAAUCUAUCUUUGUCAGAGAAGCGUUGGCUUUUCGCGCACGAGGUGGUGGUUGCGGAAAACCUUUAGUUCAUUAUAUGGAUGGUUUCACCAUUGAGGAGUCGGAUGUUCCAUUUCCGUUAGCACAGUACGAUAAAAUCACGGAGAUAGUUUCAUCUGAAGUCUUGGACGACAUUAUGCCUCUUAUCGCAGACAUUGACGUAAAGAACAAAGUUGAGGAAAAGGGUAAGCUGCAGAUAGAUUGA